Onthophagus taurus is the source of this 2420-nucleotide messenger RNA. NCBI's taxonomy places the organism in Eukaryota, Metazoa, Arthropoda, Insecta, Coleoptera, Scarabaeidae. The record is from RefSeq and is a predicted model, not a curated record.
AACGUCAAAAAGACCAGGUAAAAAUAACGUCCGCCGCAAUUACCGAAAAAAGCGGAAAAUAAUCGGGGUUUUUCCCCGAUAAAGAAAUGAAAACCCGAGGAGGUGAGAAAUUUCGCGCCAAAUCCAGAUAAAUUCAACCAAAAAUUAAAUUUUCAAAUCAACCGCCUCGAAUCAGAACCACCAACCGAGCAAAAAAAAAUAAAAAAUUUACCACCACCGUCCGAUUCAAAGAUCCCGAUAAAAUCGCAAGAUAAUUUAUUUAUCAUCAAUUUCCGAUCGUUUUAAGAUUAAGAUAAGGAUUUAUUUCGUGGAGUAACGUUAAAUUAAUCAUUUUCGUUUUAUUUAAUGGAAUGGGGAACGCGUCUAAACGGUAACGAAAUUGUUUUGGAAAUGGAUGUUGACAGAUAUCCUUUGCAUCGAGCUGUUUUUGAGAACGAUUUGAAGUGUUUAUCGCGGCUUUUAAGAAAACACGAUGUUACAACUAAGGAUAGACACGGGAACACCGCAUUGCAUUUGGCCGUUAUGUUGGGGCGAAAAGAAUGCGUGCAAUUAUUACUUAAACACGACGCCCCGGUUAAAGUUAAAAACGGACUCGGAUGGACGGUUUUAGCCGAAGCUGUUAGUUACGGACAUAGACCCACAAUAUCAUCGUUAGUAAGGAAAUUCCGGCAACAAUCUCGCGAACAAAUGGAAGAGCGGCGACCGAAUUUAGUGGAAGCUUUAAACCGUAUAAACGAUUUCUACAUGGAAUUAAAAUGGGAUUUUCAAUCUUGGGUUCCGUUAGUAUCAAGAAUCCUCCCGUCGGAUAUUUGCAAAAUAUACAAAAGCGGUGCAAACAUUCGUUUGGACACUACGUUGGUUGAUUUUUCCGAUAUGAGAUGGGAACGCGGUGACAUAUCGUUUAUAUUCAACGGAAACGCACCCCCAAAUCAAAGCCUAACCGUCCUCGAUAACGUUCAAAAAGUUUAUCAAAACGUAAAAUACGAAGAGAGCGAAAUGGAAAUCGAAGACGAGGUCGAUUUGUUGAUGUCAACGGAUAUUUUGGCGGCUCAAAUCUCAACGAAGAGUAUCUCUUUUGCUCGGGCUCAAAGCGGUUGGAUUUUUCGCGAGGAUAAAAAGGAAUUAGUCGCGGGGCAAUACGAAAGCGAACUUUACACCGUCCAUGGGUUAAUGCUUGAGAGUCGGAAACGACGUGAACAUUUAUCCACGGAUGAUUUACAAAAAAAUAAGGCUUUAUUAGAAAGUUUUACGAAAGGGGGAAAUUUGCAAUGUUUAGACCAAAACGGAGUUCCAGUUCGUAGAACGAGUUUAAGUCCACCUCCAGAUAAAAACAUCACUUGGGAUCAAUACCUUAAUUCAGAAUUAAACGGGUACCCCCGUUUAGGAAGAGACUUGGUUUAUAAAGAAUCAACAAAAUCGUUUAAAGCUACGAUCGCGAUGAGUUCCGAUUUCCCUUUAUCCGUGGAUAUGUUAUUGAACGUUUUGGAGGUUAUCGCCCCUUUUAAGCAUUUCUCGAAACUGAGGGAUUUUAUCACUUUUAAAUUACCGAACGGGUUCCCCGUUAAAGUGGAAAUACCGAUUUUACCCACGGUUACUGCGAAAAUCACUUUUCAACAGUUCCAAUUUCGGGGGGAUAUCCCCAAAGAGAUGUUUACGAAACCUAAGGAUUACGCGGAAGACCCAACACGUUUUCCUGAUUUAUGACGACCCGAAUUAAUGAACACAUUCGAGAUGAACCACGAGACUUCGAAACCCCAAUACAUAACGGAAUUCGAGCAACAACAUCUAUCGCGAUGCGGUUCGGGUCGGUCGAGUAACGGCGGUCGAUUGAUAAGGAAAUUGUUGCGUCAUAAAAACGAUCUCAAAACCACUUCAACAAUAACUACGAGUAAUAAUUCUAAUGAUAAAGAAAGCAACGGGGUGUUGGCCCCCUCAAACGUCUGCAUAGAAGUACCCAUGUUAUUCACAUUCGGUAGUGUGUACUCGACAACAUGUCUUCUAUACAUAGAGUAAAAAAAAAAUAAAUUUCAACUUUCAAAAAGUAAUUAAAUUAAAUUAAUUAGUAAUUUCUUAUUUGACAGCUAAAGUUGAGGUUAUGUAUUAGUUGUGAUAUAUCAAUCCUGGUCGAAUUAAAUGCAAUUAAAAAGAAUUGAAAGAAAAGAAUUGAGGUAAAGGAAUUGAUUUAAACUUAUUAUUUUCUUUUAAUUUAUUUUAUACGUGUAAGGAAAAACUUCAUAUCGGAAUAAAAUUUUAAACUUGUCUAAAAAAAAAAAAAAUUAAAAAAAAUCAUAAAAAUAAUUCGAUGUAUCUUUAAACAAAUCGAUUAAGUAUUAAUUAAAAGUAAAAUUGAAAAGAAAUCGAACGGAUCUCAAAUUAAACGUUAAAAAGUGGAUUUAAUUCACUUCAUGACAGCAAAAAAA